This is a messenger RNA of Cercocebus atys (sooty mangabey), 2476 nucleotides long. RefSeq names its product ferredoxin reductase (gene FDXR). Gene Ontology annotation, biological process: ubiquinone biosynthetic process. The transcript has 13 exons. Lineage: Eukaryota; Metazoa; Chordata; Mammalia; Primates; Cercopithecidae. Bases 742 to 2157 code for a protein of 471 amino acids. The record is from RefSeq and is a predicted model, not a curated record. Gene Ontology annotation, cellular component: mitochondrion.
GGGCUGGAUGGGAGGGCGGGGAGGCCUGCGAGCGCUGAGCAGGGGUCGGAGCCGAGCUGGGGCAGGGCUGGAGAGGGAUGAGACUGAAGGAGUGUCUUCUUGCUAGCGAGAUCGCGGUAGUGUACGGGGGUGGGCGGAGAUCUGUGCGUGAGAUGUGAGGCUCCUAGGGUGAGAGACGGAGGUCAACAAAGGUGAAAAGGAGAGACUUUGAGAUCCACAGGUGUGAGACGGGGUGAAUGGGGAGUGAUACGGAGGUCUGUGGGGCGAGAGGCGAAGUCUGAGUCGAAACAGGGAUCUGUAGGAAUAAGACGGGUCUAUAUGGGCAAUAUAGCGUUUUGUGGAGGGAGAGAGAGGUUAGAGGAGGGACACUGUGGGGAGACCCACGGGGGCGAGAUUGGGAUGAUGUGGAGGCCGUUGGAAGGAUGUGGGAUUCCAGCGGAUUGGACAGAGAAUGAAGUGUUAUUGGGCAGGCCAUUGGCAGUGGUGUAGUAGAUUCAUGGGUGAGAUGUGAGGCUCUGGAUGAACACACAGCCUUUGGGGGUUCAGAUGAAGUAAGAGACCCUCAAAUGCCACAGCCUUGAGGAACAAGAGAAGGAGGAUGCAGGCUUCCGCCACCAUUUAUCCACACAGGAGAAGACCCCUCAGAUCUGUGUGGUGGGCAGUGGCCCUGCUGGCUUCUACACAGCCCAACACCUGCUAAAGGGAGCUCCAGGCUACUGGCUGUGCUCCUAAGACAGGACCAUGUGCAGCACGUUUGGGACAGUGGCACUUAGCUUGAGUCAGGCACUGAGCACAGCAUCUCGUAGCAUCCUCAUGACAACCUGCAAAGCAGGUGUCAUGCCUCUUGCUUCACAGCAGCACCCCCAGGCCCACGUGGACAUCUACGAGAAGCAGCCCGUGCCCUUUGGCCUGGUGCGCUUUGGCGUGGCGCCUGAUCACCCCGAGGUGAAGAAUGUCAUCAACACAUUUACCCAGACGGCCCACUCUGGCCGCUGUGCCUUCUGGGGCAACGUGGAGGUGGGCAGGGACGUGACGGUGCCGGAGCUGCGGGAGGCCUACCAUGCUGUGGUGCUGAGCUACGGGGCAGAGGACCAUCGGGCCCUGGAAAUCCCUGGUGAGGAGCUGCCAGGUGUGUGCUCCGCCCGGGCCUUCGUGGGCUGGUACAACGGGCUUCCUGAGAACCGGGAGCUGGAGCCAGACUUGAGCUGUGACACAGCCGUGAUUCUGGGGCAGGGGAACGUAGCUCUGGAUGUGGCCCGCAUCCUACUGACCCCACCUGAGCACCUGGAGAGAACGGACAUCACGAAGGCAGCCCUGGGUGUACUGAGGCAGAGUCGAGUGAAGACAGUGUGGCUAGUGGGCCGGCGUGGACCCCUGCAAGUGGCCUUCACCAUUAAGGAGCUUCGGGAGAUGAUUCAGUUACCGGGAGCGCGGCCCAUUUUGGAUCCUGCGGAUUUCUUGGGCCUCCAGGACAAGAUCAAGGAGGUCCCCCGCCCAAGGAAGCGGCUGACAGAACUGCUGCUUCGAACGGCCACGGAGAAGCCAGGGCCGGAGGAGGCUGCCCGCCGGGCAUCAGCCUCCCGUGCCUGGGGCCUCCGCUUUUUCCGAAGCCCCCAGCAGGUGCUGCCCUCACCAGAUGGGCGGCGGGCGGCAGGUGUCCGCCUGGCAGUCACUAGACUGGAGGGUGUCGGUGAGGCCACCCGUGCAGUGCCCACGGGAGACAUGGAAGACCUCCCUUGUGGGCUGGUGCUCAGCAGCGUUGGGUAUAAGAGCCGUCCUGUGGACCCAAGCGUGCCGUUUGACUCCAAGCUUGGGGUCAUCCCCAAUGUGGAGGGCCGGGUUAUGGAUGUGCCAGGCCUCUACUGCAGCGGCUGGGUGAAGAGAGGACCUACAGGUGUCAUAGCCACAACCAUGACUGACAGCUUCCUCACUGGCCAGAUGUUGCUGCAGGACCUGAAGGCUGGGCUGCUCCCCUCGGGCCCCAGGCCUGGCUACGCCGCCAUCCAGGCCCUGCUCAGCAGCCGAGGGGUCCGGCCAGUCUCUUUCUCAGACUGGGAGAAGCUAGAUGCCGAGGAGGUGGCCCGGGGCCAGGGCACAGGGAAGCCCAGGGAGAAGCUAGUGGAUCCUCAAGAGAUGCUACGCCUGCUGGGGCACUGAGCCCAGCCCCAGCCCCUGCCCCUGGCAGGGAAGGGAUGAAUGCUGGGAGGGGAAGGGCUCCAUCCGUCUGAGUGGGACUUUGCAACCUCUGCUGAUCCCAGCCGGCUGUGGCUUGGAGGCUUGGCUGCUAUUCCAGCGUCUCCUCCCUCCUAGGGAAGGUCGCCCUUGCGCCCAAGGGUUUAGCUUUCAGCAACCGAGGUAACCUUAGGGACAGGUGGAGGUGCGGGCCGACCUAACUCCUUACCCACCUCUCUACUGCUGGACUGUGGAGGGUCACCAGGUUGGGAACAUGCUGGAAAUAAAACAGCUGCAACCAAAA